Thalassophryne amazonica is the source of this 5502-nucleotide messenger RNA. It is a transcript of the gene egfra, whose product is annotated as epidermal growth factor receptor a (erythroblastic leukemia viral (v-erb-b) oncogene homolog, avian). Gene Ontology annotation, cellular component: basal plasma membrane; signaling receptor complex. The record is from RefSeq and is a predicted model, not a curated record. Lineage: Eukaryota; Metazoa; Chordata; Actinopteri; Batrachoidiformes; Batrachoididae. Gene Ontology annotation, molecular function: epidermal growth factor receptor activity; epidermal growth factor binding; ATP binding. The coding region runs from base 200 to 3766 and encodes 1188 amino acids. Gene Ontology annotation, biological process: protein phosphorylation; cell surface receptor protein tyrosine kinase signaling pathway; positive regulation of epithelial cell proliferation. The transcript is spliced from 28 exons.
CGAGCUUCAGCAGCAGCAGCAGGAGGAGGAGGAGGAGGAGCUGUCAAAGUUGGACUUUCUCUGAGAAGAAUAAGAGAGGGUGGCGGAGAACACACACAAAAAAGUCUUUAACUCCACGAAAGGAAAACGCAAACGUUUUUACUUGGGAACAAAGUCGUCUCGUGGACAUGGAAUGACACCUUUUUGAGUGAAAAGCAGGAUGGCAGUCGUUUCGGUGAAGUGGCUGAGCGUCACCUUUUGGCUCUGCUUCAGCUCCUGUGUGCUGGCGGAAAAGAAAGUUUGUCAAGGCAUCACCAACCGUUUAAACCUACUUGGCUCAAGAGAAGACCACUACCUGAACAUGGUGAAGACCUACAACAACUGUACUGUGGUCCUAGAGAAUCUGGAGGUCACCUAUAUGGAGGAACACCAUGAUCUCUCAUUCCUCAGGUCUGUUGAAGAGGUUGGUGGUUAUGUAUUGAUCGCCCUCAACACAGCUUCUAGAAUUCCUCUGGAAAACCUGCGUAUCAUCCGUGGUCAUUCCCUUUAUGAUGGAGGCUUUGCACUUGCUGUGCUUGGCAACUAUGACAAAGAUAAAGAUCUUGGCACCACUGAGCUUCUCCUGCCCAGCCUCACAGAAAUUCUGAAAGGAGGUGUAAAGUUCUGGGCCAACCAGCUGUGCAACGUAGAGACGAUACAGUGGUAUGAUAUUGUUAACGCUGAAGGUAAACCCAACAUGGAGCUCCCAGAGGCUAGCAACAACACACUUUGUAAAAAAUGUGAUCCAAGUUGCUUCAAUGGUUCAUGCUGGUCACCAGAUCGUCAGAAUUGUCAAACUUUAACAAAGCUGAACUGUGCUCAGCAGUGUUCAAAGCGAUGUAAGGGACCUUCACCCAGUGACUGUUGUAAUGAGCAUUGUGCUGCAGGAUGCACAGGACCGAGGCCCACCGACUGUCUGGCCUGUCGGGACUUCCAGGAUGAUGGGAUUUGUAAGGACUCCUGCCCUCGGCUCAUGCUAUACGACCCCAACCUACAUCAGCUGGUCCCUAACCCACAUGGAAAGUACAGCUUUGGAGCUACUUGUGUAAAGAGCUGCCCCCAUAAUUAUGUUGUGACUGACCAUGGUGCAUGCGUGCGGACGUGCAGUGGCAACACUUAUGAGGUGGAUGAGGGAGGAGUCAGGAAGUGUACCAAGUGUGAUGGACUGUGCCCAAAAGUUUGUAAUGGACUCGGAAUGGGAAACCUUGCUCAGACGCUGUCAAUCAAUGCUACCAACAUUGACUCUUUUAAAAACUGCACUAAAAUCAGUGGCAACAUAGCAAUCAUCCACACGUCCAUUUAUGGGGAUAGCUACACCAAGACACCAAAGAUGGAUCCUGCCCAGCUUGAUGUGUUUAAGACAGUUAAAGAAAUCACUGGAUACUUGUGGAUUCAAACAUGGCCGGCAAACAUGGACUCACUUAGUCCUUUUCAGAAUCUGGAGGUCAUCCGAGGACGAACUAAACGAGGUAGCCGCAGUUUGGCCGUUGUUCAGCUGGGUAUCAGCUAUUUGGGCCUUCGCUCCCUCAAAGAAGUCAGUGAUGGAGAUGUUAUCAUCAUGAAAAACCCUAAACUCUGCUAUUCCGAGAAACACCACUGGCAGGGGCUCUUCAAAUCACAAUAUCAAACGGUGAAGAUAGAUGAAAAUGCUGAUCCUUCCACCUGUGCAAAGUUGAACAACACUUGUGACACAAAGUGUACCACAGAGGGCUGCUGGGGCCCUGGUCCGGACUUGUGUCUUGCCUGCCGUGACUACAGCCGUGACGGGAGUUGUGUUGACUCCUGUAACAUCCUGGAGGGAGAACGAAGGGAGGUGGUCAUGAAUAAAACGUGCGUGGAGUGUCACCCCGAGUGCCAACGCAUGAAUGGAACAGCAACCUGCAGAGCACCUGGUCCUGGGAACUGUACCAGUUGCGCCAACUUCAAAGAUGGACUGUUCUGUGUGUCUCGCUGUCCCCAAGGCGUGCCAGGUGAAGACGAAACACUGGUGUGGAAAUACGCCAAUGAAUUGAAAGUGUGCCAGCCAUGUCACAAAAACUGCACUGAGGGGUGCAGAGGGCCUGGACUCACAGGCUGCCAAAACAGAAAAUAUUCUGGACUUCCCAUGAUUGCAGCUGGUGUAGUUGGCGGUUUGCUGGCUGUCCUCGUUGCAGGCUUGUCUGUGUUUGUGCUGCUCCGCCGACGCCACAUCAAGAGGAAGCGGACAAUGAGAAGACUUCUGCAAGAGAGAGAGUUGGUUGAACCCCUGACUCCAAGUGGAGAAGCACCAAACCAGGCUCUGCUCAGGAUCCUCAAAGAACCUGAAUUUAAGAAGGCUAAAGUUUUGGGAUCAGGGGCUUUUGGGACAGUUUACAAGGGCCUAUGGGUUCCAGAGGGGGAGGAUGUGAAGAUCCCUGUUGCCAUCAAGGUUUUGAGAGAAGCCACAUCUCCGAAAGCAAACAAAGAGAUUUUAGAUGAAGCUUAUGUGAUGGCCAGCGUGGAUCACCCCCAUGUGUGUCGUUUGCUGGGCAUCUGCCUGACCUCCACAGUGCAGCUUGUCACCCAGCUAAUGCCCUACGGAUGCCUGCUGGACUAUGUCAGAGAGAAUAAAGAUAAUAUCGGCUCUCAGUACUUGCUCAACUGGUGUGUUCAGAUAGCCAAGGGUAUGAACUACUUGGAGGAGCGCCACUUGGUGCACCGUGACUUGGCAGCCAGGAACGUCUUGGUGAAGACUCCUCAGCAUGUCAAAAUCACUGACUUUGGUCUGGCCAAGCUCCUCAACUCUGACGAGAAGGAGUACCAUGCAGAUGGAGGGAAGGUACCAAUAAAAUGGAUGGCUCUUGAAUCGAUCCUGAACAGGACGUACACACACCAGAGCGAUGUUUGGAGUUACGGUGUAACAGUUUGGGAACUAAUGACAUUUGGAACCAAACCUUAUGAUGGGAUUCCAGCCAGUGACAUAGCAGGCAUUUUAGAGAAAGGGGAGCGGUUGCCUCAACCGCCAAUCUGCACCAUAGACGUCUACAUGAUCAUGGUGAAAUGUUGGAUGAUCGAUGCAAACAGUCGGCCACAUUUUCGGGAACUAAUGGCAGAGUUUACAAAGAUGGCCCGAGAUCCUUCCCGUUAUCUUGUCAUUCAGGGUGAUGAUCGAAUGCACCUGCCGAGUCCUGGAGACACAAAAUUAUACCGCAGCCUGAUCAGCGGGGAGGACAUGGACAACGCUGUGGAUGCAGAUGAGUACCUGCUGCCCCAACAUAGCUUCUUCAGCAGCCCAAGCACCUCCCACACGCCACUUCUGCAGUCCACAAGCUUUAACAGCAGCAUUGGAACCUGCAACGGUAGAAAUGGUUUGGUGAGCGGGUUCCCAAGCAGCAAUGUAAGCUUGGUUCUUCGGUAUAUUCCUGACCCUACAGAGAAAUUUUUAGACGAUGCCUUCCAGCCAGCUCCAGAAUACAUGAACCAGAACGGAGUCACAGAUGUAACGAAUCCCAUCUAUCAGAAUCCGCAUCCACCUCGUGGCAUCCUUCCCACCAUCUCUUCAGACGAAACAGAGGCAGAGUACUUGAACUGUUUUAAGAGUGGUGCCAGUGGACCAGAGUACCUCAAUGAGGUCCCUUCUCCUGCUUUUCUCACACUGUCCUCCAGCAGCAAGGUCUACAGCUUUCAGAACAACCCAGAUCACCAGCAGGAUUUCACUCCCAUCUUCAAGACUCACACCAAUGGACACAUCCCAGCAGCAGAGAAUGUAGAAUAUUUGGGACCACACUGAGACAUUAGAAGGUGGAUCUACAUGUAGACAAGAAAGGAGAGACUGCUUCCUGUUCCUUUAACAAAAGGCACAAAUGCCUUGUCUGGGAAAAGACAGCUUUGUGAAACCCUGAGUUGUCAUAUGUGAUAUAUCUGGACUUCAAGUGUCAAGUGACCCACCGUGCAGCUUCCUCCAUGUUUUGCGUGUCAUGAGUUUAUCACACAAAAUUUGCUUCAUUCCAAGGACUGUAUGUCCAAAUGACAAAAAGACCUUUCUUCUAUGAAAGCUGGACAGAUGUUGACUUGUGCAAAAAGACUCAGUUGAUCUGAGAGUUGCUGGACCACGUGCACUCCCAUCGGAAAGUGAAAAUCUGUUCUAUGUAUAAAAUGCUGGGAUCUGUAUGUGUUGGAAAAAAGAAAGCUAUCCAAGAGUGUAAAUGCCUCCAUUUAUAGGAAACACGGGGAUGGAAGCUGGCAGUUUAACCCAAAACAAAUCUUCAAGGUACAUACAUGUGGUGCAGAAUCACAAGAGACCCAAUCAGUCAGGCGUGUUGAUACAGAGGAAUUUAAAGUGUCGAUAGCUCUUCUCAGAAUAGUUCCAAGUGUUGCAGUCACUACGACGUAAAGCCAAUGAGCAUAUCUGUUUAUCUGGAGUAAUGUCAAGAAGAUAAAAUAGCAGUUGUUUAGCAGGAAGCGCUUUCUUUCCUGCUUUUUUUGGGGGGGCUCUUUUAAUGUCUGACGAAACUCCGCCUGAAAGAAGAGUCAAUGACACAAAAGAUUUGAAAUACUAAUGCAUGGGUUGUAAAGCUGGUAUAAUGUUCUAGGAUAGUUCUAUAUGCAGUAGAGAUUAUGCUGGAGAGACAACUUUUUGAUACCAUACAUAUGUAUAACUAUGUAGAAAAUUAUUUUAAUCUCUUUCCUGCAUUUUGUUGUUCCAAACCAGCAGCAAUGCUGCAGAAUAGAUCUUUGUGUAGACCAACAAAGUGAUGUGUGCUUUUUCCAGAAAGGAAUUUCUUGUCACAUUCUUACUGUUCAACACAUUGACAUAACUACAAAAGCUUCACCAGAACAAAUAACGAAAGCAGAGAUAAAGCAGGUCAGACUGGUUUGUUAUAACCAGCACUUCCAUGAUAUAAGGCAGGAUGGUGACAAAAAAAUAGUUUUUUUGUUAUUCAGCCUGCAUUUUUGGGGAAGUUACUUUAGCAAAAAAAGAAUUGUUUCAGGCCAUGUAAGUAGGUUGUAAAUUGGGGAGGUUACUUUAGGAAGAAAUUAACUGUUUAAUAAAAAAAAAACGUUUCCUUCCCUGUAGAUGGUGUAAAUGGCUACAUAACACAUCAGAAACGUCUCUGGUGUAGGUGGUCUGAUGUAUUUCUGUUAUUAUGAAUUGACCUUUCUUUGUCAGAAUUCUAUGAAAAGCAAAACUGUAGCUUGAUGUUUUACAUGGGAUGUUGAUGUCAUGUCCAUAAAUGUGCUCAUAGCUUUAAAGUCUUGCAGGAGUAUUAACUUUAAAUGAAAAUAGCAUUCCUAUUUUUAAAGGAAUGUAUUAUUGUAGCAACCUGUAAGCCAACUUUUUGCAGAUUUUACCCAGGUACAUGUACAGGUAACAGUGAUUAUGUUGUGGACAAUAUACCCCUAAAUCUAUAAGCCUAUAAUUUAAUACUGUUGUUUUUUCACAUCAUACAUGGAUAUGCACUUAUUUCUGAACUCUUAAUGAUUAAAUUCAAAAGUAAUAUGAAUAAAUAUUUUUUUCUAUCAGUG